GUUGAUUUUGAUUUUGACUAAAAGCGACUCUGCACCUGCCUUCCUUAACCUUAUUAUUUAUACAACUUUCUCACCCCAUAACAAACCUUUUAAUAAUAAAAUUAAAAAUAAAAUAAAAUAAAACUUUAUAAGUUUGAAAAAUGAUGGCAGCCAUGGAAUCUCAAUGUGGAAGCUCAGAUCAGCUGCUCUUCUUGUUGCAUUUUUGUUCAUUUGCUGGGACUGAUUAAUAAAUUUUGGGCAUAAUUUGCAAAAAGUUAUAAUCUUUCAAUGCUAAAAAAGGGUUAUUUUUGGAAAAAGUAGUGAUAUUGAUUGAAGAUUGGUGUAAUUUAACUCUGCAACAUUCAAUGUUCAGAUUUUAAGGAUAAAUUUUGGAUCUUUCCAUAGAUUGUGAAUCUGGGUAUAUGUCUAUAUCAUGUGAAUUUAUGUGGAAUUCAGCAUAAUACAGUUGGUGGGUAGUAAAGCUUAGAACCCAUUUGACCCCAUGAAAAAGAUUCAAGCUUUCAUUUUUUGUUAAUUACUUGGACAUUUUUGGGAGAUUUUGAUCUCAUUAUUAUCCUGAACCCUUAAUAAAUGCUUUUUGUAAAAAUCUUAGCAAUGCCAGAGAAAACCUUGCGUUCCUCAAGGUUGCUUCUGGGCAUAACGGCUUUUUCUAUGUUAUUUCUUAUACUUUCAUCCUUUUUUCUAUUUCAUUCAGUCAUAAAUCCUCUUAUACCCUCAUGUGUUUUUAAGCAAUUUGUCGCGGAUAGUGUCCCAAUUGAGAAUAAACCCGAGGGUAGUGAUGAAUUCGAGCUACCGAAACCUGUUGUACCAUUAUCACCUUCAUCAAUUCUAGACACACAUAAAAUAGAGAAAAUUUCGAUGGUUCCUCAUGAAGAUACAAUUUUGAGUGAGGAAACCGAUGUUUUGUUGGAAAAUGAGUCGUGUAAUCGAAAUAAAGCUCUCCUAAGAGUAUACAUGUAUGAUAUGCCUCCCGAAUUUCAUUUUGGAUUGUUAGAUUGGAAGGGAGGUCGAAAUCAAAUAUGGCCCGAUGUUACUGAUCUAAAGCAUGUUCCAAGAUAUCCCGGUGGCUUGAACUUGCAACAUAGUAUAGAAUAUUGGCUCACUCUUGAUCUUCUGUCAUCGAAUGUUAAGGAAAUUGUUAGACCUUGUAGCGUAAUUAGAGUAAAAAAUCCUAGUCAGGCAGAUUAUAUAUUCGUGCCAUUUUUUGCAUCCUUAAGUUACAAUCGGCAUUCUAAGGCUAUGCGACAAGAUAAACUCACCAUCAACCGAAAAUUGCAAGAUAAAUUAGUGGAUUACUUGAUGAGUCGGCCAGAAUGGAAUAUAUCCGGUGGGAAAGACCAUAUUCUCGUUGCCCAUCAUCCAAAUAGUUUGUUGUAUGUAAGAAAAAGGUUGGGUUCCGCUAGAUUUGUGCUUGCAGAUUUUGGACGAUAUGCUGCUAGGACGGCUAAUUUGGAGAAGGAUGUCAUUGCUCCUUACCAGCAUGUCGUUAGGAGCAUCAGUAAUAACAGCUCAGCUCCAUUUGAACGGCGUCCUACAUUAGCAUAUUUCCAAGGAGCAAUUUAUAGGAAAGAUGGAGGAAUAAUUCGUCAAGAGCUUUUUUAUCUCCUAAAAGAUGAGAAGGAUGUGCACUUCACAUUCGGAAGUACUCAAAGAAGUGGUGUCCAUCAAGCAAGCCGAGGGAUGGGAUCUUCUAAAUUUUGCUUAAACAUAGCUGGAGAUACCCCUUCAUCUAAUCGUCUAUUUGAUGCCAUUGUGAGCCAUUGUGUCCCUGUCAUUAUUAGCGACAACAUCGAGCUACCGUUUGAGGAUGUCUUGAAUUACUCAGAGUUCAGUGUGUUUGUCUGGGCGUCAGAUGCUGUAAAACCAGGAUUCCUGGUCAAUCUUCUUGGGGGAAUCGGGAAGAAUGAGUGGACAAAGAUGUGGGAGAAACUCAAGGAAGUUGCCCAUCAUUUCGAGUAUCAGUACCCAUCUCAGCCCGAGAAUGCGGUUGAUAUGAUUUGGCAGGCAUUUGCUCGAAAAAAGUCGGCUUUAAAGGUAAGGCGUAGGGAGAGGUUGUAUCGGAUGUCAUAGUAUUAGUCUCUUUCGGGAUAGCAAAAACCGCAGAUGGUUGCUCUUGAAAACUUGCCCAAAUAGCUUGAUUUCUGUCCAAUGAAUGGAGCAUCCUUCACAAAAUGUUAGAAUUGCAUAUAGAUUUUUUUCUUUUUGUGUAGAAAUACUUUGCCAAAGUUAGCAAGUUAUGUUAGCUAUCUAAUUUUGUUUUAGGAGACCAUGAUAUUGUUGUUUGUCAUGUUCCAUUAAAUGAAAUCUCAUUGAAGUUCCAUUUCUCACAUAUGUUGCGUGAUAUACUCUCUCUAUCUCUUUGAUUUUGCUACUUUUACGUGUUGCAAUUAUUCUUCGAUUGAUUUAGAUGAAACACUAUCGAUACGUAGGGGCUAAACUACGGUUAAAUCAUAUCAUUCACAGUAGUUUGCUAUAAAAUUCGCGAUAUUGUUAGCAACAAGGAGUGACCCUUUAAGGUAUGGUUCAAGCUUGUAAACCCAGAAACCUGGUGAAGUUGGGUAGCAAGUAACGAGUACACAUGUCGCGCAUACCAUAAAUAUGUUAAAUUUGUGGUUGUCGAUAAAACAGCCCAUUGUG
Molecule: messenger RNA, 2637 nt
Organism: Amaranthus tricolor (Joseph's coat)
Lineage: Eukaryota; Viridiplantae; Streptophyta; Magnoliopsida; Caryophyllales; Amaranthaceae
Product: probable arabinosyltransferase ARAD1
Exons: 3
Coding region: 571-2070 (499 amino acids)
Molecular function (GO): glycosyltransferase activity
Source: RefSeq, a predicted model, not a curated record